CAUAAUCUUCUCAAGUGUUUACGCAGAAUAUCGUCGGCUAGUGUGGAAUGAACUCGAAAUAUGUGCAGCAAAGUAUUGCCGUAUUUCACAUCUGGAAUUAUCGUCAAGGGUUUUGGCAGAGGCUCAAAGGCCCUUGGCGUUCCGACAGCUAACCUCCCGGAAUCCGUGAUCAAUGCAUUGCCGAACGACUUGAACACUGGAAUUUAUUAUGGCUGGGCCUCCUUGGAGAGACGAGUUUAUAAAAUGGUCGCAAGCAUAGGGUGGAAUCCGUAUUAUAAGAACGAAAAGAAAUCACUGGAAGUCCAUCUGUUGCACAAAUUCCAAGAUGACUUUUAUAGUGAAGAGCUUAAAGUGAUUAUCGUUGGAUAUAUACGACCAGAAAAGGAUUUUUCCUCCGAAGAGGAACUCAUCAAAGAGAUAAAGAACGACAUCGCAAUCGCGGAGAAGAGAUUAGAAGAGCCUGUUGUAAACAAGUUGAAGAACCAUGACUUCUUAAUCAAAUAAGUAGUUAGAAAGCUUUACUUAACAAUGGAUAUAUUAUUUCAUUUAUAUCUCGAUAUGAUGUAAGAGUUGUAAAACUACAAGCAAUCUCACGAUCUGUAAAAGAAAUUAACAUAUAAAUAGAUAUUAUUUACAGUGUAAUUAUAUCAUCAAGUAAGUCAUCAAGAUUAUUUAAAAUAUAAAGAAUAUUUUCUCUA
Odontomachus brunneus is the source of this 698-nucleotide messenger RNA. It is a transcript of the gene Rfk, whose product is annotated as riboflavin kinase. The record is from RefSeq and is a predicted model, not a curated record. Gene Ontology annotation, cellular component: mitochondrion. The transcript is spliced from 4 exons. NCBI's taxonomy places the organism in Eukaryota, Metazoa, Arthropoda, Insecta, Hymenoptera, Formicidae. Bases 61 to 504 code for a protein of 147 amino acids. Gene Ontology annotation, biological process: riboflavin biosynthetic process; FMN biosynthetic process. Gene Ontology annotation, molecular function: riboflavin kinase activity.